Messenger RNA from Lytechinus pictus (painted urchin), 4730 nucleotides. RefSeq lists its product as uncharacterized. Bases 2445 to 2942 code for a protein of 165 amino acids. The transcript has 4 exons. The record is from RefSeq and is a predicted model, not a curated record. NCBI's taxonomy places the organism in Eukaryota, Metazoa, Echinodermata, Echinoidea, Temnopleuroida, Toxopneustidae.
GGGGCCUGGGUUCGGGGGUUUCCGGAUGACAUCGGAAGGGUUCGGCGGGGUUUCCCGACCUGUGACCCGGGGUCGCGGGUCGUUCUCCGCUCGGUCUCCGUUCAACCAUCACACAUGUGUUCAGAGCUCGAGAGAUAAACAUUGCUUUUACCAAACCUUCUGGAAAGUGCUGUUUUGGGACGGAAUUCAACCAAGCCGGGCUGACUAGGUUCAGAGCUCGAGAGAUAAACAUUGCUUUUACCAAACCUUCUGGAAAGUGCUGUUUUGGGACGGAAUUCAACCAAGCCGGGCUGACUAGGUUCAGGUGAGUCGAGUAUUUAUCUUAACUUAGGUCCCGCGCGGCUUCACUAGCUCAAUUGAUCGAUCAUCUGUGUUCUCAAUCGUGUCUGCACUUUUUACCGUACCUUACCGGUACGUACCGUACGUACCGGUAUUUAUUUUUGUCCGACUCCGAGACCGAGGAGAUUUUAGACUUCUUUCUGAUUCAUGGUAUUCUAGUUUUCUACACUUGGUACGUCAUUUGAAUAUAAUUGAGCUAGGUAGCAUGAGCCUUUGUUUAACUUUUUAAUUUCUAUAUAUUCAGUUUAAUCAUACUUUGAGUUGUUUGUUGUCUGUUUGUUAGUUCUUAAUUUCUAGCGCUACCCCGAGCGCUGCAUGGGGCUACUAGGGUACGGGUACAUGGUACACGUUGGAGCCGACCCUGGCCGCCCACAUGGUUGGCGGGUGCUUGAUGGGUGCCCAGGUCAGGCCAGGAAGCAAGAGUAUGCGCUAUCUACGGAAGAUCGAGAACAACUAACUUUAACGUUAGACCUUUAUUUUAAUUAGCAUUUGACAACCAUUCCAGUCUGUGUGAAUUUAUGUUGGUUAACCCGAAAACAGUAGAAAUAAUGAUAUGUUCUCAAGGUUAGAUCUAACGUUUGUAGGCCUAAAAAUCUCCAGAACAGACCAUUCAUUCAAUCUACCUUUUCUUGAUAACAUUGUCAUGACAUUGUCAUUAGGCUAGCAAAGUACCAAGUCAUACCGGUAGGUCCCCUAACUUCCUAUCCUAGGACCUAGGUCUGCGUAACGUUAAUUCUAACUUCUACAGUAGUCAUAGUAGGCCUACGACCAGGCAAAAAGCAAUGAAUAGGGCCUACCGGUAGAUCUUUUUUUGUAAAAAAAAAUCGUUUUUUUUUAAUCUGAUGGUCAAGAAUCUCACCGUGAAUUAGACAGAGUCAGAGAUUACAAAAAAGUGCAACUUAGAACCCUAACCAACGAAAGUAAGCUAUAAAAAAUUAGAUCUAGGUCUAUUCUUACAUGACUGAUGAUAAUUGAUAGGCCCUGUUACCUGACUAUGACCUCUAUGUAGAUUCUACUAUAUGUAGUCUAGAUCUCUAUAGUAUUUAGGGUCUAGACUAACAUUAACUUUAGGGCCUAGGCCCUAGAUCUAGAUUCUGACAAUAAAGCCUUAAUAUUUACUUAUUCAAAAGAUGACAAAUGGCCAUAAAAUUCAAAUUUAUUGAAAAAUUUAAAGAAUAUAGGCUAGUAUUAAGGCCUACGGCUACGGUAGAUGUAAUGAUUGCUUUGAUCGAUUUAACAUGGUUUUACCUAGACGAUUGUCAUUAUGUUUGUUUUGCUUAGUUGUUGUUUUUUAAGUUUUUGCUAUUUCGUUUAAUGAGUUGUAAAGGAGGUAGAUCUAAAUUAUUCUUAACUUUGCAAGGAGCAGGUUAGAGCGUGAUAGUACAAAUUUAUAAGCUUGGCUAGAUCUGCGUUAUGAACUAUUUUCAAAUUUUGUUUUAUACUGACACAGGCUAUAGGAAUACCUGUGACAUUGAAACCUUUCAUUUCAUGGAGUUAUCUCACAAAACCACACACAAAAAUGGAAUCUCCUGAAAGAGAAAUGGAAGUGCUGGUUCAAUUGCUGAUUUGUUGGUUAUUCUUCUGAGACUUUGCUCCACUAACCAGGCCUGCCACUAACCUCAGUACAGUGGUAAUAGGGGAUGGGGGUGGGCAUCCAAUAGAUCCAAGACCAAGACAAAAAAACGGAAAAAGAAAACAGGAAAUGGCUCAAAUGGAUCAGACGUAUGGUAAUUUUCUGAAUAUUUUGAAAAAUCUGUCACAAAAUUAUAUUUUCAUUUUAGAAAGGUCAAUGUCAAAUAAAAUAAAAUAAAAUAUUUUUGAUCGCUUCACUUGCUCGGGACUUUUAAAGAAAUUAUGUCACAGACGCCCUUUUCCCCUCAAGUUUGUUGGCACUUUACGCCACUGCUCUGUAUCACUUUUGAUAAUUAUUUCCCAGAACAGACAGUCAUCUCUUUCUAUACGGUAAUAUGUUGCCCAUACUGUCAUUACUUUUAUUUACGUUCAAUGAAUUUCAAUUAUUGAAAAUGGAAUAGUUAGGUUGGUGCUGGAUGAUCUAUCUAUGUUUGACACCUUGAUACUUUCAUCUGUUCUGUACCUUGUUCCUCAUGUUUGUUUGUUUUUUCUCCAUAGGGGAUGUCAUGACUAGUAUGUCACAAUCCCCCUUUCAGCUUGUUCCAUGCUCUCCAUGUAUCAGAAGUGAUCUCACUAAUAAACACUCGCCAGCAGUACCUUCUACACCAAAUAUAACCAAUCGAAACCUAGCCGAAAGUCCGCAGAUAGAUAUAACAUCUCGUGGCGUACCAGGUACACCCAUUCCGCCAACGAAUCGUGCACAACAAUCGAAGGAUACACCAUAUAUGGACUCAGGUGAGCAGAUCGUACCACGCGUUGCCACUCCUGUGAACGACGGGUUCAGAAUACCCAACGUAUUCCGCACACCUCAAGAAAGAAGUAAGCCGUCGCCGAGACCUCCGAACUCCACGGAACAAGUUCAAGGGCUGAGACGGGCAAAUCAGCGACGGCGCAUUGUGAACUUGAAUCGGAACACCCCGAACACAACAAGGGAAAUCGAUUUGUUCAAUGGAGAGGAUAUAUUUGAAUAGGUCAUUGCGACGACACAAUCACCGAGAUCAUUAAACUUGAGGUAAAGAAUGAUUAAUAAUGAAUUGUGGCUUGAAGCAUGGAUAAUCACACUAACAAUUCCUUGCUUGGAAGCUUAGAAGACUAACUUUAUUGCACCUCCAUUUUCGUUUCUCUUUCUCUUCCCUAUAUUUCAAAGAAGAUAAUUGUCAGUUUCAGUUUUGACAUAUUUUCUAAUAUGGACUUUGCAAUGGCGCUUUCGGUGUUGAAAUUAAUAUGAUGUAAUAAUGUAAUUAUUAACUUUUUAUGUUAUUUCUAAUUAUUAUUUGCAUUAAUAUAGACUCUUGUAUUUAGAAUUAUAGCUUUGUUUUGUCCAAGGUUCGGGGUUUUUGGGGGGAGGUCUCAUUUUCAGUGUAAUUCUAUAUAUGUUAUUUCAAUUUUUAUAAUUUGAAGUAUCUUGGGUUGGCAUGUAUAAGGUUCGUCUUUUCUUGCCACUGCCCACACUAAUGUUCACUACAAAGUUUAUUGUGUAUUCGUGUUCAUUGUAAUAUAUGUUUACUGAUUGCUUUAUAUGAGUGAAAAUAAAUACGAAUUGAAUUGAUUCAAUAAUAUGCAUGAGCAGCGAUUUCGGGAGGGGGUGCAUAAUUUGAGAUGGAGGGGUCACCCAGCCUGGUCCUCCCUGUCCCCGCGAUCAUCGCCCAUAUUUGUAUGAAAUUGUUCUUACCAUUGCCAUUGACGGUAUUUAAUUCAACUUAUAAUGAUGCUUGCUAGGUAUACAGAUGCCAGAUGUCACAUUAUUUCUUUCUUUAUUUUUCACCUAGAAAUAUAUAGGUGUAUUCCAUAUCUAGCCGGUAGUUUAUGUGUGCCGUGUCGGUGCUUUUGUUAAUGCUUUUCGAAUUACCACCUGAUUCAUGCUAUUAUUGUCGGUUGAUGAUGUCAUCAUGGUUCAAGUGUUUGAGGUUGCACAUUUUAUUAACAACCUUAAAGAAAAUAAUAGCAUUUGAAAAAACAAAGUAAUAUGUCAUACGUUGACCAAGAGUAAUUUGAAUGUGAAUAUCGGCGAAAAUAUGUAAAGAUUAGACUAGGCCUGCAAACGAAAACAAAGAUACAAACUAAAGUACCAAUUAGUUAACAAUAAUUUAAAAUGUUUAGUUGUCCUAGAUACAGAUCAAUAAUUGUUUCUUCUCAUGGAUAGAUUUGUAAGGCAAUGAUACUUCCACUGUCCUCACAUCUUCCUGCAUUUUGUUUACCCCCCCCCCCCCCCCCCCCCCCGAGUAAAAACAUUUCCACUUACAGUUACAAUAGUGCAGUUGAAUAUUACGGAUAUUACUUCAUUCAUGUCGCUUUUUAAAACGAAAUUGAAAGGUGUAGGGGGCUGACAUUACUAAAAAUAAAAAAGAUGGUCAACAUUGCGUUUGAUAUGUUUACUGAAACCACUGAGGGAGGGGCCACACCCCAUCAACUCCUGCGGUUCCGCGGCCCCUGCUACUAUACCGGGAACUCUAGUUUAUAUGAAUUUUGAAAGAAUAUUUAUCCCGAUACAAUGCGACUUUCAGUAUAUGAGGUAUUAGCAUUUGUCACAUUUUAACUAGUAGUAAAUCAAUGUCAAACGUUCACUCAUCACUGCAAUCAAAUUUCUCAAUUCUUUUUUUUUUUAAAUAUAUGUAGAUAAUACAAAAUUCUUUAUCAUUCUGAGAAUACCUACCAUGAAGGAAGAAUAAAGUUCAAUGCUCUAUUGAUUCUUAAAGGGAUGGUCCGGGCUGAAAAUAUUUAUAUCUUAAUACAUUGAGUAGAAUUCACUGAGCAAAAUA